This is a messenger RNA of Gastrolobium bilobum, 2801 nucleotides long. RefSeq names its product plant intracellular Ras-group-related LRR protein 4-like. Gene Ontology annotation, molecular function: protein binding. NCBI's taxonomy places the organism in Eukaryota, Viridiplantae, Streptophyta, Magnoliopsida, Fabales, Fabaceae. Bases 433 to 2175 code for a protein of 580 amino acids. The transcript is spliced from 3 exons. The record is from RefSeq and is a predicted model, not a curated record.
ACGGCCGUUAAUAAAACCGCGGGCUGGGAAAACAAAACAAGAAAGACGGGGUGGCGUGUGUGGUUAUUUAAGGAAUGAAAGAAGGGUAUAUCGGGGAAUUAGAAAAGUUGCGCAUAAGACAAAACAAGCAACGAGAGUAGAAGAAGAAGAGGAAGAUGCAAUUGUAUGAGAUGUUGAUGAUGAUGAUGAUGCAGAUCUUGUUGAUACUCACAACUCAUAUGUCAUUAUCCAUUCUCGCACCCUCAAAACACCCUCUUCUUCAUCUUCACCUUUCUUCUUCAUUGCUCGUUUUGAACUGAACCCAAAAAAAAAAAAAAGGUUUCAUUUCGAACUGGGGUGUUGGGUAUUGUGUUCCAAGUUUUGAAAUUUGGGUAAUAAUUUCGAGGAUUCAGAAUCUGGGUGUUUGUGGGGUUAGUGUGAUUGUAACGAAAGAUGGAGUCUUGGUCAUCGGUUGAUGGAGUAGUGGAAGAGAUAAUGAGGAUUCAUAGAUCUUUGCCAGCUAGACCAGGGAUUGAUGAAGUUGAAGCGGCGAAAGGUUUGAUUAUAAAUGUUGAGAAGGAAGACCAAGCGAGGCUUGAAUCCAUAGCGAGACAAAGCAAGGGACCUGAUGUGCCUGAAGAGCUUUUCAUGGUUCUUCAAGAGAUGCAGAAGAACAUGGUUUAUUUCCAGAGCAAGGAGCAGAAGAGGGAGGCUAUGAAACUGCUUGAUCUUGAGAACGUUCACUCUCUGUUUGAUGAUUUGAUUCAGAGAGCUUCCCAGUGUGUUUCCUCUCCUCCUUCCAAUUCCACUUCUCGCAAAACCAGUCACUCCAACUGUUCCACUUCCACUGUUUCCACUAGCUUCUCUAUUAAUUCGGUUUCUGCUUCAGCUUCUCUGGGCGGUUUUGAUAAGCCUCUUCCUGUAGCCGCUGCUGCUGCUUCUUCCAGCUUGUUCAAUGCAGAGAAAGAACCUGUGAAGACUUCUGAGUUGUUCACACGAGAUGACAGUUAUGUAAAGAAGGUCAAGUCCACAUUCUACUCCAACGGGUAUGGAAUUGAACCUAGUAUCCCUUCCAAACCCCAGAUAUUGGAUUCAUCAUUAAAUUUAAAACCCACAACUACUUCAGGUAAAGAUGGUGAUAAGUUGAGUUUGAUAAAACUUGCUAGCUUAAUUGAAGUUUCUGCAAAGAAAGGAACUCGUGAUCUCAAACUCCAGAACAAGUUGAUGGACCAAGUUGACUGGCUGCCUGAUUCGAUAGGAAAGUUAUCAAGUUUAUUCACCCUUGAUUUAUCUGAGAAUAGGAUUAUGGCCUUACCUUCUACAAUUGGAGGCCUUUCAUCCUUGACUAGAUUGGACUUGCAUGCCAAUAGGAUCACGGAGCUCCCUGAUUCUGUUGGAAAUCUCCUUAGUCUGGUAUAUCUAGAUCUGCGGGGAAACCAGUUAUCAUUCCUGCCUGCUUCUUUUAGCAGAUUGGUUCGUCUUGAGGAGCUUGAUUUGAGUUCAAAUCAGCUUCCAGUGCUUCCUGACUCUAUAGGGUCACUUGUUAGCCUAAAAAUAUUGAAUGUGGAAACAAAUGAUAUAGAAGAAAUUCCACAUUCUAUUGGUAAUUGUUCUUCCCUUAGAGAGCUCCGCGCUGACUAUAAUCGGCUUAAAGCCCUACCUGAAGCUGUAGGAAAGAUUCAGAGCCUGGAGGUUUUGUCCGUGCGGUACAAUAACAUCAAACAACUGCCUACAACAAUGUCAUCUCUAACAAACCUGAAAGAACUUGAUGUAAGUUUCAAUGAGCUUGAGUCAGUGCCUGAGAGCUUAUGUUUUGCUACCUCGCUUGUCAAGAUGAACAUAGGAAACAAUUUUGCUGACAUGAGAUCCUUACCAAGAUCCAUUGGAAACCUCGAAAUGCUUGAGGAAUUGGAUAUCAGCAAUAAUCAGAUACGUGUUCUUCCUGACUCAUUUAGGAUGCUCACUCGACUACGCGUCCUGCGAGUGCAAGAGAAUCCUCUUGAAGUUCCACCAAGGCAUAUAGCUGAGAAGGGAGCACAGGCUGUUGUUCAGUACAUGUCUGAGCUUGUGGAGAAGGGAGAAAAGAAGGAUGUUAAAUCACAGCCACUCAAGCAGAAAAAGAGUUGGGCUCAGAUCUGCUUCUUUUCAAAGUCUAACAAAAGAAAGCGUGACGGGGUUGAUUAUGUGAAAGCUUAAUUUCAUAUACUGACAUUGGCAAGCAUCAGAUUCCACGAGUGAGUUGAGUUGUUUUCCAGGUCAACACAUCAACAUCAAAAUUGGUGUGAAUAUUGAUUAUGAAAUAGUUAUAGGCUUAACCUUAAUGUUUGUUGCUCUGAUUAACUUAGGUUCACUACUUGUGGCAUGGCUGGAGUUCUUCAGAGGGAAUGAUAGCUAAGAGGGAAGCCAUGGCUGCUGAUGUUUUCUAUUUUCCUAUUUGGCAGGGAUAUGCAUUUGGAAAUAGAGACAAAUAUACCUCAAGAGUCUGUGGUCAAUAAUAUGUUAAGAAAUGGAUCGUAAGAGAAUGAAUUGACAGCCUUCGUUGGCUGUUAUAAUUUGCUUUGACUUGGCGGCACAAAUUGUAGAUUUCAUUGUUCUAUAUUUUCUGAUUUUUUUUCUUUUCCUGUAAAAUUUGAAUUUUCGAUUUGAUUUCAUUUGUAUUUCUGUUGUCUUGAAAGUAGAAAGAAAUGUACACAAUCCAACAGGCAAACUAGAGAUGGAUAGUGGAGGGAGAAACCGUAGAUGAUUAUGUACUAUGUUUAAUUGUUUAUGUAUGUAGAAGUGCACCUUCACUCCAUUGUUAAACGAAUUAUUGUUACCUUUUG